Molecule: messenger RNA, 264 nt
Organism: Aureococcus anophagefferens
Lineage: Eukaryota; Pelagophyceae; Pelagomonadales; Pelagomonadaceae
Exons: 1
Coding region: 1-264 (87 amino acids)
Biological process (GO): regulation of actin polymerization or depolymerization; cell motility; actin filament organization
Cellular component (GO): SCAR complex
Molecular function (GO): protein-containing complex binding
Source: RefSeq, a predicted model, not a curated record
AUGCCCAAGGCGCCCGCGGCCGCGCCGGGGUCCGCGAUCGACCCCGCGACGCGGCACGUCGUGCAGACGAUCCAGGAGGACUGGGAGAACCGCGAGCUCGUCGAGAUCGUCCAGAUGAACCUCCUCACCAUCACCAACUUCCUCAACCGCUUCGACACGUCCGCGCGCUACAAGCUCGCGCGCAUCAACGAGAAGCUCUCCAAGCUCGAGCGGAGCCUCGACUACUGCGAGUCCGCCGUGAAGAGCACCAUGGAGGGCGAGUAG